AUGUCAAGCUCUACAGUCUCGGCAGAGACAGACAGCAGUGUAGCCUCUCGCCCUGAAAAGCGUCCCUUGUCUCCUUCAUCUUCCCCUCAACCUCCCAGAACCCGUCCUUCAGAACUACCUUCUUGGCAUUUUGAUAACACUCAUAGUCCUAGACAAGAAGACAAGCCAGUCGAGACUGGUCUCGACAAUUCAAAGGUACAAUUACCUUCCAUAUUCUCUACCUUUGAGGAUCCUUUCCUUCGCCGAGCUUCCUUACCGGCUCUCUCACAAGAUUCAAAUCCUCGCUACCGAUCCGCUCCAUACCCCCCGACUCAUCUCCGUCGCGCAUCGCACGCAUCCACUAAUCUCGUCUCAUACCACUUCCCUCCUCCCACCGAUACCUCUGACUUUCCAGAUAAAUCUUCUACUCGUCCUCGCUUGACUGCUGACACCCAUCUCAAUUAUUCCUACGGAGACUCCCCCUCAUACCUCUCCAGCACAACUACCCCGAGUUCCCAUUUUUCCUCUUCCAAUUUCACAUCCCCCCUUUCACCCGAUAUUAAAUCUCACCCCACCCCUGCUUCCGCAUACGUAGAAUCAGACUCUUGGAACGACUCCCCUUCUGGUAUUGUUCGUCCGAGUUCAACGGGCCAGUUACCAAGCACCGUCAACAAGUACGACGACAGCGUCAGACACUCCUCCUUUAGUACUCAGCCACAGAUGUUUUCUGCUGCUCCACGCCUUCCUGCCCAACAGGAUCGUAGACUUUACCCCGCUCAGCCAAAGGAUGACUGGAAUUUUUCUAACCAGGAUUAUCCCUUUUCCUCAAACAGUCCCUCGUUAAAUACGACAAACAGCCCAGUACCCUCCGCCGCACCAGCACCAGCAACAACGUCGUCUCCCACAUCCCGCUCCCCUCCGUCUGCACCAUCAUCUACUUUAGUUGAUCGCCCCAUGCGGAAGAGGGGCAAGUUACCCAAGGAAACGACAGACUAUCUAAAGAACUGGUUGCAUCGUCACUCUGACCAUCCAUACCCAAGCGAGGAGGAGAAAAAGCAGCUUUGCCAUGCCACUGGAUUGAGCAUGAGCCAAGUCUCGAAUUGGAUGAUUAAUGUCCGCUCGCCGCCGCAUUUUAGCACCCGCUCAUCGAGCAGCACAGGGACCGACCACCUCUGUACCAUAUCCAUCUUCCACUCGCACAGUGCCCGCUUCUUCUCUCUUAGAUCACGCCCAACACACUACAAUGGUAGUGGCGGCGGCGGCAGUGGUCUAGAUUACUCCCAGAAUAGACUUGGGCUGUCCACAUACAAUCUAGGACAUAACCAUCAUUCUGCGAGUGGAGGGCAGUCCGGCUAUCUUCCAUCGGGCGUUCCGAUGUCCGCGCCGCCCUCCCUUCCACCCAACCCAUUUGGAUCUCACAAUAUGCACAAUCAAUCUUCGUUGUAUUCUGCACAGCAUCACCACUCGUCGUUGUCCCCCGGCUUCAUUUCGAGCCCGUCGCAGAGCUCCCCAAGGUUGCCUGCUCAUUCACCGGACUCGCAGUCGCAUUCCUAUUAUAACGAAGGACAAUUGCAUCCGUCUGUAAAUGCUGGGCCGGCCUAUUCAGCUCCACAGUGACCACGACGUUGUAACAACAUCGAAUCCUAUCCGGAUGCCUUGUUUCUUCGAAAAACACCGUUCGUGUAACAAUAUUAUUAUACUGUUUACCUAAAGCACCUAAUCACUUGUACUACUCGUAUCCACUUUCUUGAGACCACGCACUCUUUCGUUGGUCGCCCAAAAAAAUAAAACAGAGAUAUUUCUGGUCACCGGGUUCGGGCGCAGUCUGUUGCAACAUAUU
This is a messenger RNA of Suillus clintonianus, 1819 nucleotides long. RefSeq lists its product as uncharacterized. Lineage: Eukaryota; Fungi; Basidiomycota; Agaricomycetes; Boletales; Suillaceae. The transcript has 2 exons. Bases 1 to 1596 code for a protein of 531 amino acids. Gene Ontology annotation, molecular function: DNA-binding transcription factor activity, RNA polymerase II-specific; RNA polymerase II cis-regulatory region sequence-specific DNA binding. The record is from RefSeq and is a predicted model, not a curated record. Gene Ontology annotation, biological process: regulation of transcription by RNA polymerase II.